UUGCUAUAGCAACGGAAUGUACACAUGUUGGCGUUCAGUUUGAAAAGAUGUCAGACGUGAGUGCGGAAAAUGUGGCAAAAACCCAAAAAUAUUUGGGAAAAUACGUGAAAAAGCCGAUUUUGAGCGAGAAAUUGCUCAAAAAACCGCCGUUUCGGUUCUUGCACGACAUCAUCAAGUGCGUGAUCAAGGAAACGGGAUUUUUAAGCGGCUUGUUUAGCGACGAUGAACUCAAUUCGGAAAAGGUCAAAGAAAAAGAGGCCAAAGUUGCGUUUCUAACGAAACUCAUUGAAGCUGUUAAGGCAGUUUCCAAGGUAGAUCUGAAAGUGCGACCAAGCAAAGUGGUUGCUGGACUUGAGCCAACUGAAACCAACGUGCUGCUGCAAACCAUCGGCAAGUGCAUUGAGAAAAAAAUCGACACGAAGAGCUACGUGGCAAAACUACAAUCAGGAGAAAUACUACCCAAAGACAGACGCAGAACCGAAAAGGAAACCAGCAAAAAAACCAGCUCAAAAGACAGCAGCUCGAGAAAACCACGAGAAUCCAGUGUGUCUCGAACGAAAAAAAGUUCAACAGUUACAGAAACACCUAAAGAACAGUCGUCUAGAAGCAGCACAAGAAAAGCUGCUAAAAGCAAAAACAAGGAGAAAACUGAAGAAGCCCCAUUAAAAAAGAACAGCACACAAAACGAUCACGACAUUGUUCAGACUAUUGCUGAGGAUGAACAGGUACAGCAAAUUCCUGAAGAACCUCCGAAGGAAAUUGUAGCGGAAACCCAACCCCAACCAAUAGAAGCGAAGGAAGAACAGCCGGAUAAGGCUCAAGAAGUAGUGAAACCUGAAGAGGAUAUUAUGACAAAUUUCUCAAACGCGCGGCAAAGUAGCGCGGGGUUGAUAAGACCCAAAUCCGCGCGACCGAAAAGCGGCGAAAGGCCCAACAAGCCAAAAGAUGAUUUAAUAGGAGACGACGCCGAUUCCGUUCCCAUCGUCUCUAUGGCUUCAUCUGCAAGAACCCCAAGUUCUCUGCGUCCUCCUAGUGUGCGACCAUCCAGCGCUAGGCCUGGAGCCCCCCGAUUAAGACCCGAAUCGGCUCUACCUGCGAGCGAACCGAUGGCCAUGGGCGACAUUAAAGUGAUUGUAGAGAAUUUCGAUAGUGGAAUGGGUGACGAAGAGGACACCGUUGUGAUACAAAAUGAUCCCGACAUAAUUGAAGACAACGAAAUCCAGACGGAUUUGCUGAACAUUUCGGGCGACAACAAGGGCCAACUGGUCGAGCAAAUCCUGGAACAAAUACAAGGACAGGAGGGUGUUAGGAAAAAAGUGGAAAUCGAUUGGGAGCAGGAUGGCUUGCGAGGCAAAGACGCCACCACUAAAGAAGUGACGCGGCUUCGAGCACUCAUCCAAUCCUUGACCAAAGCGGCGAAUCCCCUGGGCAAAUUGAUGAAUUAUCUUCAUGAAGAUCUGGAAGCGAUGCAUAAUGAGUUGCAGAUGUGGACCAACACGAAAAAGCAGCUCUAUGUGGAGAUUGAAAAAGAGAAAAAGUCGGCAGUGGAAUUUACCAAACCACUUCUGGACAAGUUGGAUCACCUAAAACAGGAAAUUGGUAAACAGGAACGGGAAAUUCGGGAAGCAAGGAGCACGAUCUUAAAGAACGAGCAAAGAAUUGCUGAACUUUUAGAGCGGAAAUAGAGUUAGUUUAUACUUGAGGCUGGACAAUUAACUUAAAAUAAGUAACGUUGAUUAGGCACUAAAAGUACACUAAGUUGAAACAUUUCAGGUUGAAUUCUAGGAAGUUAAGUGUAUUAGUUGAAACUGGUGAUAGAGUUUUGUUGAAUUGAUAUAUACGUGUUGGCAAAACCGCUGUUCUACAAAAAUUAACGUUUAUUUAAUAGUAACAUCCACUUAAUCACAAAACAAAAGCCAUGGGAAUAAUCACACAAAGAUAAUGUUGGGUAAAAUAUAAGCCGUCAUUAGAAAUCGUUCUCAACAAUCAUGAAAAAACGCCAACAUGCUAAUCGUUGAGUAAUAAAUAUUUUAUAUAUUUACAAAUCUA
This is a messenger RNA of Dendroctonus ponderosae (mountain pine beetle), 2049 nucleotides long. It is a transcript of the gene IFT54, whose product is annotated as TRAF3-interacting protein 1. The coding region runs from base 48 to 1685 and encodes 545 amino acids. Gene Ontology annotation, molecular function: microtubule binding. The transcript is spliced from 6 exons. Gene Ontology annotation, cellular component: axoneme; centrosome; ciliary basal body. The record is from RefSeq and is a predicted model, not a curated record. NCBI's taxonomy places the organism in Eukaryota, Metazoa, Arthropoda, Insecta, Coleoptera, Curculionidae. Gene Ontology annotation, biological process: cilium assembly; regulation of microtubule cytoskeleton organization; intraciliary transport.